CAAAGGUCCACUGAUGAGCCUCUAUUUAAAUCACCUGUGCUGAGGCAUUGAAACCUAAACCUACAGAGCAGGGUGACUGACUCCGUAGGGGAAGGCUCUGCUUCUACUACUUUAAUCUGUUGAUUUAUUGAAGGAUUUGAGUUGGUGACGGCUGAAAAGCUGCUGUUGUUGGAUCAACCAUGCUUGGCAAGAUCCACACAGAUUUGUUGAUCACUGUGGCACUAAUCUUUUUGGCUCAUUUGGAAUCUAUGUGCAGAGCUGAAAAUGAUUUGUCUUUGGUAAAAUUACCAGGGUGGAAAGACACCUCAGAUUAUGUUGGCCGGUGUUUCUACAGCCAACAUGGGAAUCUGACUUGCGACUGGACAAGAAGCCAAACGGGAGAUAAUUCAGUGGAAAUACUGAUGAGCCAUCCACUGACUGUCACUGGCAAGGCCUGCUUGGAGUUCUGGCAUCUGGCUUCAGGUGUUUCCAGUGGCGCUACAUUGCGUGCUUUGCUGAAAAGCGGCUUGAGGCAAGUGGAAAUCUGGACUUCUCCUCCUCUCCCCAGAGAUGCAUGGAGACAAGUCUCAGUGCCCCUGAACCUUACCGAACCAGGCACUCAGGUCAUAUUUGAAGCUGCCCAUCCACUGUCUGUAGAUCAGACAACAUUAAAACAGAUUGGCAUAAGAAGUGGAUCAUGUAGAAACCAGUGUGACUCAAACACUGACCUGUGGACUGGAGACUCCACACGCUGCCUUUGCUCAGUUGGUCAGCUGUUCUGCUUUCUCUCUCAUUGCCCUAAGGGCCAAAUAUGUGGUCUUGAAAGAGAUGAACCCAGGAGCCUUUCCCCUUCAGGCGUGUGCACUAUUCAAAGCAACACGGAUUGUCACACCUUUGAUGGUGCAUUGUUCCGCUUCACUUCCCCCUGCACAUAUAUACUGGCCAAAACGUGUUCAGCAUCUGAAGCUCUGCCAAAGUUCACUGUUGCUGUAGCCAACAUGCAAACGGGCAAUGUGUCGCAGCCUACUAUACAGCGAAUCACUGUAAACCUGGGGAACACGAGGGUGUCCUUGCUAAAGAGUCAGACCCACUGGGUUGUGGUUAAUGGCAUCUGGCGAGAGCUUCCACUAAACCUGAACAAUAAUACGAUCCACAUUGAGAGCAACCCUGCUGCUGUAGUAGUGCGAAGCAGUUCUGGAGUGUCUGUUUCCUUUGACAAUGCUGGGGCUCUUCAGCUCAGAAUUCCAUUACAAUAUUCUGACAGGGUUUGUGGAUUGUGUGGCAACUUCAAUCAGCUCCCAGGAGAUGACUUGCUCAAGCCUGAUGGCACAAAAGCUGAAAGUGCCACAGCUUUGGCUGAGAGUUGGCAAACUGGGGGAAAUGUCUCCUCCUGUGAAGCCAUUCAAGUACCACAACAGUGUAACGCACGAGAUGAGGCUCAUUAUAGCAGUGAGAAUUACUGUGGACUCCUUCGUUCUGGCUCCGGGCCCUUUGCGUCCUGUCUACCAGAUGUAGGCGCCGAGAGCUAUUUCCGUGCUUGUUUACUCUCCUUGUGUUCUGCUCGUGGUGAUCAAACAGUACUGUGUGAAGCGCUGAAAGCCUAUGCAGAUGUCUGCCGAGAGGCUGGAAUUGCCAUACCCACAUGGAGGAACUCUACUUUCUGCUCGCUCGAGUGUGGCAAGAACAGCCAUUAUAAUUCAUGUGCCGAUGGCUGUCCAGAGGUGUGCUCCAGUCUAGAUCAAUCGAGCUUAUGUGGUAGCUGUGAGGAAAGAUGCGAGUGCGACCACGGGUUCAGUCUCAGUGGGGGUAAAUGUGUCCCAGCAGAGCAUUGUGGGUGCUGGCAUAAUGGAAAACACUAUGAGAGAGGGGGAAUGACUGUGGAGGGCGACUGUGUGCAACAGUGCCAAUGCAUUGGCAAUAAUACCAUGCGAUGCACUGCAAUGACGUGUGCAAGUGAUGAAGUUUGUAAGGAAAAAAAUGGCAUCAAAGGCUGCUUCCCGUUCAAACCCGCCACAUGUAGUGUGUAUGGCGAUCCACAUUACGUUACCUUUGACGAACUGGCUUACAGCUUUCAAGGGGGCUGUGCUUACACUCUCGCGACAACAUGUGGCAGGCACAGCACAGUGCAGUUCACUGUAACUGGCUUCAACAUCCACCCUGCAGGACAAAAUUUUACUAGAGCUAAACUUGAAGCUGUGGUUCUUCAGCUUGAUGGACUGGAUGUCACCUUGAAUCAGAGUGGGCAAGUCGAUGUCCAUGGCGUCUCCGUCAGACUUCCUUAUUCAACCAAUGGGUCAUAUGGCUCACUGUGGAUCUUUGUGAAGGAGGAUUACACCGUUCUGGAGACUACCUUUGGCUUGAAAUUAUGGAUAGAUGGACACGGCAGGUUGUUCUUGCAAGUGGAUGAACGUUACGAAUAUGAACUCUGUGGUCUGUGUGGCACCUACUCUGGAUAUCAAGAGGAUGACUUCAUGAUGCCAGGAGGUCAUAUUGCCUCUGGAUCAUUUGAAUUUGGUGACAGCUGGAGAACUCAUACCACUGAAGAAUGCACUGCCCAUCCAAAUGAUCCUAGAGAAUGUGACAAUGAUGGGACUGUGGCCAAUGAGGAAUGUUCCAUGGUGUUUCAUGGGGCCUUUGAGGCUUGCCAUGAGUAUGUUCACCCAAGCAUCUACUUCAGCAGUUGUGUAUAUGACUAUUGUGCCACAAGUGGUGAUCAGCUCACUUUUUGCGAAUCCCUGAAGUCUUAUGCCACAGCAUGCCAAGUUGAAGGAGUGGAACUCUCUAGCUGGCAAACUGGCACACCAUGUGAUUUCUCAACUCCAGAUCCAACAAUUCCAGGCACUACAUCUCUAAACAUCAAUUCCUGUCCCCUUAACUGCAGCUUUGACACAAAUAUGUGUGGAUGGGAGCAGCUCAUUCAAGACAGUUUUGACUGGACAAGACAUUCUGGAUCUACACCAUCAGAUUUGACGGGACCAAACCAGGACCACACCACAGGAGCUGGUUUUUACAUGUACCUUGAGGGAGAUGAUGUAACCUAUGGAGAUCCUGCUCGACUGUUGAGCCCAUCAUGCCAGUUUGAUGGCCCAAUCUGCUUCCACUUCUGGUACCACAUGCUUGGUUCAGCCACUAGUAUGGUUCUGAAUGUCUAUCAACUCCAAGGUAAUAAGGCUACCAGGGUAUGGACUACAGUGGACAACAAAGGACCUGAGUGGCAGUUGGGAUUAGCUGACCUGAGAAUUUCUGGUCCAUUCAAGUUAAUAAUUGAGGGAAUUCGAGGCUCCACUGCUCAGUCAGACCUGGCUAUAGAUGACAUUGCUAUCACUUCUGGGUCAUGUCCAGAUGCCUUCCCCAAUGUAACUGGAACUGCACUACCUUUCAUAACUACAAAAGUACCCCCAUUACUCCAAAUCUGCAACUUUGACUGUAGCUUCCAGAAUGGCUUAUGCACUUGGCGGCAGAUGAUCACUGACUCCUUUGAUUGGGAAAGGAACAAUGGCUCCACCCCUACUGAGAUGACUGGUCCCUCUAGCGACCACACUGGUGAUGGCCACUACAUUUAUAUUGAGUCCAUGAACACGACACAUGGUGACGCAGCUCGUCUUAUCAGCUCCCAGUGUACAAACACUGGUCCUCAGUGUCUGCAGUUCUGGUACCAUAUGUAUGGGUCAGCAGAUGCAAUGGGCCUCAAUAUUUACCUUCUUGAGAACAAAGUAGAUAAGGUAGUCUGGCAGAAGAGGAACAACCAUGGUGAUAUGUGGCACCUGGCCCAGGUUGAUCUAAACACAACUGCAGUGUUUCAGAUCAUCAUUGAGGGACGGAGGGGUUCCAAUGAUCAAUCAGAUGUGGCCGUAGAUGAUAUUGCACUGCACCAAGGAAGAUGUUCAGGUACAGUUCUUUUUAAAAUAUCCACCCAAAGUGUCAAUUCACCUACCAUGAUGGCUCCAGAACCCACAAUAGGAAAUGUUACAGCUCCCCUGAGUGUCACUUCGCCUACCACAACAGCUCUGGAACCCCUCACGCUGAAUGUUGUGCCUCAUACAAUUAAACUAAUGACCAUCAAUAUGGACAAUGCAACUAAAACUCCUGAGGAAGCCAAACACCCAGUAUGCAAUCUUGACUGUGACUUUGAAAAAGAUUUUUGCCAGUGGAGUCAGAUGCUCACUGAUGUGUUUGACUGGGAAAGGCAUAAUGGUUCCAUCCCUACACUGAUCACUGGUCCCCUCUCAGAUCACACCACAGGAGAUGGCCACUAUCUCCACCUUGACGCAAGCAUGGCAUCACUAGGGGACACUGCUCGUCUUAUUAGUACAGAGUGUUCAGACACUGGCCCACAAUGUCUAACAUUCUGGUACCAUAUGUCUGGCUCUGACACAAUGGGUCUUCAUGUAUACCUGCUUCAAGACAGAAAGGCUACCAUCUUGUGGAGAAGAAAUGACCAAGGAAAUGUGUGGCAUCUUGCUCAGGUGGACGUGGUGGGAAAUGGGACAUUUCAGAUCAUUUUUGAGGGCCAAAGAGGCACCAAUGAAUCUGGCGUAGCUUUGGAUGACAUAAAACUUCAUCGUGGAGGCUGCCAAGAUUUGGUCAACCCAGCAACUGUGGCACCAGCAAACUGGACUACAACAAAUGCCCCUGAGGUUCCAGCACCCUCCAGUGAGACUGGACUGCAUACUCCAACUACACAAAGCAAUGCUACUUCUAGACCACAGGUUCCAGCUACAACCAGCUCAGCACCCUCCAGUGAGACAAGGCCACAGCCGUCACCCACAGGUGGACCUCAUCCCCCAACUGCACAAGGCAAUGCUACUGCUGGGCCCCACGUUCCAGUUCCAACCAACCAAGCGCCCUCCAACGACACAAGGCCACAGCCUUCUCCCACAGGUGGGCCACAUCCUACUACUGCACGAGGCAAUGCUACUGCUGGGCCCCACGUUCCAGCUCCAACCAACCAAGCUCCCUCCAAUGACACAAGGCCACAGCCUUCUCCCACAGGUGGGCCACAUGCAACAACUGCACAAGGCAAUGCUACUGUUGGGCCUCAAUUUCCAGCUCCAACCAACCCAGCACCUUCCCCAGAGACUGGUUUACAGCCUCCAAAUUCAACUACAUCACAAACGCCUAAAAUUCCCCCCACAAAUGAAUCGCAAGUACCAACAUUGAGGCCGAACCUUUCCACUAAUCCUACAAUGAGACCCCAACAAACUGUUCCAGAACCAGGAGCGCCACAUGUUUCAACACCCUCUUGUGCAGAGAACAGUCACUACACCACUUGCAUUCCUGCAUGCAGCCCUACAUGCAAAAACCUGACUGGUCCACCACACUGCAGUUCAGAGAUUUCUUGUGACUCGGGAUGUGUAUGUGAUGAUGGCUUUGUACAAAAAGGGAGCAUUUGUGUGCCUGUUCAGAAAUGUGGAUGUAUUGACAGGAAUGGUGAAACUCACCAGUUCAAUGAAAUAUGGUACACCAGUCACUGCAAGCAGAAAUGCGAGUGUGAAGAAGAUGACGGAGAGGGAAAGGUUGACUGCAAAAACAAAGACGGGUGUGAAGAUGAUGCUGUGUGCCUUCAGCUUGAAACGGGCAAAUAUUAUUGCAAGUCUACAGACUUUGGUGAAUGCACUGUCCAGGGAAACCCACAGUACCAAACAUUUGAUAAACUGAAACAUGGUUUCAGUGGAACAAACUUGUAUGUGCUGGUGAGGACCAAAAAUCUGCCAAAGAAUCUCCCAGAAAUCUAUAUAGAGGGCACAAAUGCAUGCACUGAUGACAGCAGUGAGGAGAUGGAGAGAAGUGAAAUCAGUGGAGAGGAUGAUGAGGAGGAGGAGGAGCACAAACGAAGAUUGCAGGAGCUUAAAAUUAAAGUUUACAACCACACUGUAGAGCUUAAGCACAAGAGGAAAGUGUUCGUGGAUGGAAAAAGAAUUAAAGCUCCAGGUUCAGCAGCUCCUGGCCUUGAUAUCCAAAUGCAUUCUUCUCGCGUCUACCUAAAGACGGAUUUUGGCCUUUUGGUGGAGUUCAGUGGACACUGUAAAGCUGAUAUCAUUCUGCCGUUCCUCUAUAAAAGGAGAGUAGAAGGCUUGUGUGGAAACUUCGAUGGCCGAAAGACGAAUGACAAAGUGAAACCAGAUGGAACUAUCGCCAAGAAUACACAAGAGUUUGGGGAAAGCUGGAGAGUGCAUAUCUAGGAGUACAUUUUCAUGUUUCAUCUCCAACAUUGUAAAAUCAUCCUUGGAAGUAGUGUGGCACUGUGUCUUUUACAUUUUCAGACUGGCUUUGCUAUGAAUGUUCCAGUUUCCUUUGAUCAAUGUUUAUCUGCAACGUAAUCUCAUCUGUAAAAGUUUGCUAUUCUGGAUUUUCUAAUGCCGCGACUUGGAUAAAUGUCAUUUGAGUCUAAAUGCAAGAAACAUGAGUAUGUCAUGUGUAUUUCAAAUGCAGUAUCCUGCCUUCUGACAUUCGAGUCUAAUAAAUUCAAAGGAAAUGU
Poecilia latipinna (sailfin molly) is the source of this 6457-nucleotide messenger RNA. RefSeq names its product zonadhesin. Gene Ontology annotation, cellular component: extracellular matrix; membrane. The transcript has 30 exons. NCBI's taxonomy places the organism in Eukaryota, Metazoa, Chordata, Actinopteri, Cyprinodontiformes, Poeciliidae. The coding region runs from base 180 to 6161 and encodes 1993 amino acids. The record is from RefSeq and is a predicted model, not a curated record.